This is a messenger RNA of Durio zibethinus, 2334 nucleotides long. RefSeq names its product putative protein phosphatase 2C 63. The record is from RefSeq and is a predicted model, not a curated record. NCBI's taxonomy places the organism in Eukaryota, Viridiplantae, Streptophyta, Magnoliopsida, Malvales, Malvaceae. Gene Ontology annotation, molecular function: cation binding; protein serine/threonine phosphatase activity. Gene Ontology annotation, biological process: protein dephosphorylation.
UUCUUAUUUGGCUUAACCGUUUACUUUGAAUCAUUCCUGUCUUCAACCGUCCUUCUGUCCGGUUUCAAACUCCCAAGACAUUCCAGCAUCAAUAAAAACGAGAACACAAAGAAGGUAUAUUCAAUUAUCACACAUUUCACAACUCCAACCCCUCUUCAAUUUCCUGGAAAAUCCCCUGCUAACCCUGCUUGGAAAAGAAAUCCCAUUAUUUAUUUAUUGUGGCUCAACUUGUCUGUUAUUGUCAAACACGUCCAAGUUCAACUAGUUUUCUUACAGUCAAAAAGGAUGUUGGAGAUGUGCACAAGGCCAUUGGAGAAGUGCUUUAGAGGAGGAGGUGGAGGAGAUGGGCUGUUGUGGCAUAUGGACUUGAAGCCAUACGCUUCAGGGGACUACUCCAUAGCAGUUGUGCAAGCGAAUUCUUCUUUGGAAGAUCAAGGACAGGUGUUUACUUCCCCUUCUGCGACGUAUGUCGGCGUCUACGAUGGUCAUGGCGGACCUGAGGCUUCCCGUUUCAUCACUCACCGUUUGUUGCCUUUUCUUCAUAAGUUUGCAUCAGAGCAUGGAGGGUUGUCAGCAGAAGUAAUAAAGAAGGCGUUUGCUGCUACUGAGGAGGAAUUUUUGCAGUUAGUGAAGCGAACAUGGGCGGCUAGGCCACAGAUUGCUUCAGUUGGUUCCUGCUGUCUUGUUGGGGCCAUUGCUAAUGAUGUUUUAUACGUGGCUAAUCUUGGAGACUCGAGGGCAGUGCUUGGGCGGAGAGUGUCCCCAAAUGGGACUAAUAAUCGGGUGGUGGCAGAACGGUUAUCAACUGAUCAUAAUGUUGGUGUUGAAGAGGUGAGGAAGGAGGUAGUAGCACUUCACCCUGAUGAUUCUCACGUUGUGGUGUACAACCAUGGAGUUUGGCGGAUAAAGGGCAUAAUUCAGGUCUCGAGAUCGAUUGGAGAUAUAUAUCUGAAGAAGCCUGAGUUCAACAGGGAUUAUCUAUUUCAGCAGUUUGGAUUGCCAGUUCCUUUGAAAAGGCCUGUAAUGACAGCAGUGCCCUCUAUAUUAAUGCGGAAAUUGAAGCCUCAGGACUUGUUCUUGAUCUUUGCAUCAGAUGGCCUUUGGGAGCAAUUAAGUGAUCAAGAAGCUUGUGAGAUUGUUCUGAAAAGUCCUAGAGUUGGAAUAGCAAAGCGAUUGGUAAGAGCUGCACUUCAGGAGUCUGCAAAGAAAAGAGAAAUGAGAUACGAUGAUCUUAAAAGAAUUGAAAAAGGAGUAAGACGCCAUUUCCAUGACGAUAUCACUGUUAUAGUGAUAUACUUGGAUCAUCCAUUGGGUUUUUCUAAUGGUAGAUUCAAGGAUCACAAUUUUACAGACUGCACUAGCACCCCUGUUGAUAUCUUUUCUCUCAAUGCUGAUGAAGCGGAUGACUCGUUCCAUGUUCAUUAAACAGCUCGCCCAACUAGGACAAGGGGUACUCUCUUAUCUAUUGAGUGAAGACAAUAUAUAUGACAUAGAUACAUCCGGUUGGACUGGUUGUGUGAAGCAAAUGAGAUUUUGCAAUAAUGGUCAUUUGAGGUUGCUGUACAUAAUUUUCAGUCUUUUAGAGGUGCCAAAUUGAAGCUGCUGCUUACUUCCCAGCUUGGCUUUUUCUCGGUCAUCUUAAAUAGUUCCCUCUUUUAUGUGGAAUAAAAAAAAAACCUACGCGUACAACUUUGUUCUUUUAUUCUGUAAGAUAAUACAUAGGAAGAUUAGGGAAAUUGUUUCUGAACAAUUUGUUCUCAGUUCUCUUUAUAUGCCAAUCCCUGCGUGGAUUAUUAUCUGGUAUAUGUGUGUACGUGGCCAGACUUUAGUUAAGAUAAGAACUAAGAAGUAAAUAUUACCUAGAUAUGACAGAAACCAAGAUUUGAUGCGUUGCCCUUAUGGGACAUUACAUGUUUAUUUUGAUAAUUUUGGAUGUCGUUGUUUGUUGGAUGGCCAGAAAUUAGUUAAAAUUUGCAUGUUCUUGCCUUUUUGGAAUGCACAAUUGAUUACAUAAUUGAUGCACCAUAUGGAAGACUUCAGGACUCUCUAGAUGCAUCUCCCUUGCCUCCAUGAAUAAUUAAUCCAUCGGCAAUUAUAGAGUUGUUGGCUAUGACCAUUUGGAGAUCUGGAAGGAACUCAGAUCUAGUAGCAUCUAGUUCUCUUUUACCGUAACAGACUAGUCAAGCAGGCUGCUAUCCGAAACAGAAAUGGAGGAAAUUCCUGAUUCUAUUUCGAUGUGAAUUGAUUGGUAAAUGGUAACCCGAGAUUUUCCUUAUGCAAUUUGAUCAAUUCCCAUGUAACUCUAGAACAAUGUUCAUCCAGCUGGAAAGCUCA